This is a messenger RNA of Hevea brasiliensis (rubber tree), 1753 nucleotides long. RefSeq names its product probable indole-3-pyruvate monooxygenase YUCCA5. The transcript is spliced from 3 exons. Gene Ontology annotation, molecular function: flavin adenine dinucleotide binding; NADP binding; N,N-dimethylaniline monooxygenase activity. Gene Ontology annotation, biological process: auxin biosynthetic process. The record is from RefSeq and is a predicted model, not a curated record. Lineage: Eukaryota; Viridiplantae; Streptophyta; Magnoliopsida; Malpighiales; Euphorbiaceae. Bases 168 to 1439 code for a protein of 423 amino acids.
AAGCUCAAUUCUCUUCACAACACCAGGAGCAACAGCAACUUCAACAACAAAACCAGCAAACAUUUCUACCUGCAGCUUUCCUUUGAUCUUUGAAACCUACUUUUAGAAAAUAUACUGUUUUCUCCGCCAAACCUCGUGCUAGCUAACUUCAACACUAGUCUUGAAUCAUGCAGAACUUGUUUCGCAUAGCUGAUCAUGAAGAUUUCUUCUCCCGUCCAUGCAUUUGGGUUAAUGGUCCGGUGAUAGUAGGUGCCGGACCAUCAGGGCUCGCAACGGCAGCUUGCCUUAGAGAGCAGGGUGUACCCUUCGUUGUCCUCGACAGAGAAGAAUGUAUAGCCUCUCUGUGGCAAAAACGCACAUAUGACAGGCUUAAACUUCACUUACCUAAACAAUUCUGCCAGCUCCCUAAACUCCCAUUCCCUGAGGAUUUCCCUGAGUACCCUACCAAGAAACAGUUUAUUGAGUACCUCGAGUCAUAUGCCAAGCACUUCGAGAUCAACCCAAGAUUCAAUGAGUGUGUACAAUCAGCUAGGUACGAUGAGACCAGUGGCUUGUGGAGGGUCAAGACCGUUUCCACAAAUGGCUCCACUCGUACUGAGGUUGAGUACAUUUGCCGGUGGCUAGUGGUGGCUACCGGCGAGAAUGCAGAGUGUGUAAUGCCUGAUAUUGAAGGAUUGAACGAGUUCGGAGGUGAUGUUACUCAUGCUUGUUCUUAUAAAUCCGGUAAGAAAUUUCGUGGCAAGAAAGUGUUAGUUGUGGGAUGUGGAAAUUCCGGCAUGGAAAUUUCUCUUGAUCUUUGCAACCACAAUGCCUCUCCAUCAAUUGUGGUUCGAAGCACGGUACAUGUAUUGCCUAGAGAAAUUUUUGGCAAAUCAACCUUUGAAUUGGCUGUUAUGUUAAUGAGAUGGCUACCAAUUUGGCUGGUUGAUAAGCUUUUGUUGCUUUUGGCAUGGAUAUUACUUGGAAACAUUCAGAAAUAUGGGCUGAAGAGGCCAUCCAUGGGUCCAUUGCAGGUUAAGAACAUCAUGGGAAAGACACCUGUAUUGGACAUUGGUGCAUUGAAGAAAAUCAGAUCUGGAGAUAUUAAGGUGGUUCCUGGAAUCAAAAGGUUUUCUCGUGGACAAGUUGAACUUGUUAAUGGUGAAACCCUUGAUAUUGAUUCAAUUGUUUUGGCUACUGGAUACCGCAGCAAUGUCCCUUCUUGGCUUCAGGAAGGCGAAUUCUUCUCCAAGAAUGGGUUCCCAAAGGCACCAUUCCCUAAUGGAUGGAAAGGAAAUGCUGGGCUCUAUGCAGUUGGGUUCACAAGGAGAGGGCUCUCUGGUGCAUCCUGUGAUGCCAUGAGAAUAGCACAAGACAUUGGCAAGGUCUGGAAGGAUGAAACUAAGCAGCAAAAGAAGAGAACAACAGCGUGCCAUAGACGUUGCAUUUCACAGUUCUAAAUUAUCUAUCCAAGAAAACAAAAAAAAAAAAAAAAAAGAAAAAAAAAAGAAUUUUCUAACCAGAAAGGAGUUCACUUAAUUAGCUGUACAAAGUAAUAAAAAUACACGUAUGAUACACAGGAGGAAAAACAAACAGACAGCGCAGAGACAGAGCCCUCUCCGAAGGCCCAGAGUUUUGAUAUCUUGGGCAUUUUGAAAACUGAGGAUGACGAGGGUUCUUCCUUUUUUUUAUUUCCAGUUCCACACAGUUAUUGACUUAUUGUAUUACAGUUUAGUUAGCAAAUUAAUUGACAGUUUUUUUGUUUUCUUUUGAA